Musa acuminata subsp. malaccensis (wild Malaysian banana) is the source of this 1528-nucleotide messenger RNA. The record is from RefSeq and is a predicted model, not a curated record. Lineage: Eukaryota; Viridiplantae; Streptophyta; Magnoliopsida; Zingiberales; Musaceae.
UGAGCUUCCCCUGACCCUGUUGCCGCUCCCCGUGCUUGAGGCGAUGGAGUACGAGCGGCGCCUCCUUCUGGCGGCGAAGCUCGUCCUGUCGAGCGACCUUUGCGACGAGGGUGGCCGCCCUCCCGAUCCCGCCGAUCUCAGGAUCACGGCGACCGUCAAACCUCACCAGAUCGAAGGAGUUUCUUGGCUCAUCCGCCGCUACCAUCUCGGCGUCAACGUCAUCCUAGGCGACGAGAUGGGCCUGGGAAAGACUCUGCAAGCUAUUUCUUUCUUGAGCUAUCUGAAGAUUCAGUCACUAUCAUGUGGACCCUUCUUGGUAUUGUGUCCGUUAAGCGUCACAGAUGGUUGGAUAUCAGAGUUUACCAAAUUUUGUCCUACUUUAAGGGUUCUCCUUUAUGUUGGUGAGAAAAAGCAUCGUCUCGGACUUCGAAGGAUGAUGUAUGAGAAUCUGCAAAGGAAGUCUUCGUUCCUUGAUGAUUUACCUUUUGAUGUGUUGUUGACAACGUAUGAUAUAGCUUUGUUGGAUCAGAAUUUUCUUUCUCAAAUUCCUUGGCAUCAUGUUGUGAUUGAUGAAGCACAACGGCUGAAAAAUCCUUACAGUGUUUUAUAUAAUGUGCUUGAGCAAAAAUUUAUCAUGCCUAGACAUUUGUUGUUAACGGGCACACCUAUUCAAAACAACCUUACAGAGCUAUGGGCCUUGAUGCACUUUUGUAUGCCUGCUGUUUUCGGGACAUUGGAACAAUUUUUUUCCACAUUUAAGGAGGCUGGAAUUUCAUCUAAAGGGUCUGAAUCAGAUAGGGUAAAGAGGCAAUUUGGAAUUCUCAGAUAUAUAUUGAGAGCGUUUAUGCUCCGGAGAACAAAAGCAGUGCUUAUUGAGAGGGGAACUUUGACUCUGCCUCCUCUUACUGAGAUUACAGUGAUGGCACCUUUGAUGCCGUUGCAGAGGAAGGUGUACAUGUCAAUAUUGAGAAAGGAGCUUCAAACACUACUGUCAAUUUCGUUGGGAAGUACUAGCAAUCAGUCCUUGCGGAAUAUUGUAAUACAACUUCGAAAAGCAUGUAGCCAUCCUUAUCUCUUUACUGGUAUGGAACCUGAGCCAUAUGAAGAAGGGGAGCAUCUGGUUCAGGCUAGCGGGAAGCUUAUUAUUCUGGACCUGCUGCUCCAAAAACUCUAUGCAGCAGGACACCGAGUUUUGUUAUUUGCUCAGAUGACUCGUACACUCGACAUUCUACAGGACUUCCUGGAAUUGCGUAAAUACACUUAUGAACGGCUUGACGGAUCUGUACGUGCUGAGGAGAGAUUUGCUGCAAUAAGAAGCUUCAGUAAACAACCAGUCAAAGGUGAUGUGAUUCAUCAAGAUAAACAAGAUGUUGCUUUCGUUUUUAUGAUCUCAACUAGAGCUGGAGGAGUUGGUCUCAAUCUCAUCGCUGCAGAUACUGUGAGUUUCAAAGCUACACUUUGUUUUUCUUUCUGGUACUUUUCCUGGAAAGUCAAAUUUUGAGAUAGUUUAGUAUUUAGCUACUGUGUC